AUGACCAAGAUCUUUUUCGAGAUUUUCCUUCUUGAUGUAGGUAAUAUAAGCUCAUUAGGUGAUAACUCAACGACUGCUCCUCGUGAUUUUGGAUCGUCUAUUGAUCCUGUCAUCACAUCUGAUCCACCUGAGCCCUCCUCAAUUAACCUAACUGUAGAUCUUUUCCCAUAUUUUCCUUCGGCUGUAAGUAAUGUAAGUUCAUCAAGUGAUAACUCAACGACCACUUCUCAUGACACUAGAUCGUCUAUGGAUCCUGUCAUCAAAUCUGAUCCACCUAAGACCUCCUCUACUUUUGAUGUUUACCAUUCUAAUAAGGUAAGAUCUCCCCUUGUCCAUCUUAGUAAUUAUGAUUGUUUUUAUCUCUUGAUAUUCCUCAUAAGCCUCAUAGUUAUUGUGAGGCUUAUUUUGAUCCUCUUUGGUAGCAAGUUAUGUCUAAAGAACUUGAUACCUUUCACAAAACUCAUACAUAGAAUUUGA
This is a messenger RNA of Ilex paraguariensis (yerba mate), 477 nucleotides long. Lineage: Eukaryota; Viridiplantae; Streptophyta; Magnoliopsida; Aquifoliales; Aquifoliaceae. The record is from the annotation of a GenBank genome assembly.